AUUCAUACAGUACCCGUGCAAUUAUAACCACUGACAUGUUAACGAUAUAUCUAGUUUGUUUGUCAUACUUGUUGAUUGCAGCUGGCCCCGUGCGAUGCAAGCCUGAUUACUUGUACGACAGUGAAGUGCAGGGCUGGCUCAAGCUUCACGUGAUUCCAGCAACGUGGGAGCAAGCGUUUUUGCGCUGUCACUAUGAAGGAGCAGUGCUGGCGUCUCCACUUAACGAAGAGCUGACCAAAGCUCUUCACUCAACAAUGACAAAAUUUGGUAUCAAUCGUCGCAUCUUCUUGGGAACUAGUUUAUUGCUCUCCAAUGGCGACUUCGUUUCAAUAGAAGGCGUUCUACUGUCUGACCAGGAGAUACAGUGGAGCCCACAAGGGCCCGACCCAGGACAAUGCCUCACCAUGGCCAUCUCUGGCAGCGAGCACUACAUGUAUACCGCGUCAUGCGACGACCAACUACCCUACAUAUGCUAUAGAAAUCAUGACAACAGUACUUUAAAUGAAUGUGGCACAUUUGAUAACAAAUACCACUACAAUCAGAAGACUGGCAGUUGUUACAAAGUCCACUACGAGAAACACACCUGGUACCGCGCGAAUAUGAUCUGCUUUGCGGAGGGAGGUCAUCUCGUCAUCCUGAAUGAUGACGUGGAGGCAAGCAUCGUCAAGGAUAUGUUUCCCAUUCGUACCGAUAACACGACGAAUUUAUGGGAGCAAAUCCACAUCGGUCUAAAAGCCUGGGACGACCGCAUAUGGUUUACCAUUCACGGUGAUAAAAUAGACGAUGUGUACAACCAAUGGGCUGCAGGACAACCGGACAAUAAGAUGGGCACACAAAAUAUUGGGACUAUCCUUCGGACUGGCCAGUUGGAUGAUGCAAAUCCUCUCAAACGGAACAUGUUUGUUUGCGAGAAAGCAGCUAAUAAAAUACGCUUCGAAUCUCCAACAUUACGAUGGAAUGAGUUAAUUGUACCUUUUGGAAGAUCUACACAGAAAUAAUAAAGAAAACCUUCUACUAAAA
This is a messenger RNA of Helicoverpa zea (corn earworm), 1020 nucleotides long. Its product is annotated as secretory phospholipase A2 receptor-like. The record is from RefSeq and is a predicted model, not a curated record. Bases 36 to 998 code for a protein of 320 amino acids. The transcript is spliced from 6 exons. Lineage: Eukaryota; Metazoa; Arthropoda; Insecta; Lepidoptera; Noctuidae.